Messenger RNA from Anopheles merus, 3280 nucleotides. RefSeq names its product axoneme-associated protein mst101(2)-like. Lineage: Eukaryota; Metazoa; Arthropoda; Insecta; Diptera; Culicidae. The coding region runs from base 341 to 3205 and encodes 954 amino acids. The transcript is spliced from 3 exons. The record is from RefSeq and is a predicted model, not a curated record.
CCUCGACCGUAGAGGAAGUAGUAGGCCUCGGAAUAUCCGAACGCGCCCCAGCAACGAUCCGCACUGGCGAGGUUCGUUCUCAGUCCCAGCUGAACCACCGUCACGGAAUAACCGUUUGCGCAGUGUUCUAAAGUUAACUCGCGUGAAGAAAGUAAACCACACAGUAGAGAAGAAAAGACAGAAAGAGAGAGAGCGUGCGAACAAGUGAAAAGGGAUCGAGUGUUGGAUCCAUAGUGAAGUUGCUAAAGUUAAAAGUGUAAAAGGGAGAAUUACAACAUAAAUUCCAAAAGAAACGAGUAAAAACAUCCCUCCAGCACCCUAGCGCUUGAAGUGCACAGUAAUGGCGAAGAAAGGGAAGGCUAAAAAUGGGGCAGCCCCCGGUGAAGGAGAACAAGUGGCUGCGCCGGCGGCUCCAGCAGCUGUCAAUGCACCGGCGGCAGCAGCAGUAGCAGCCGUUCCGGCACGACCAGUCGAGAAGCAGGCCGCUCCCGUGCAGCAGCCAGCAGCCAAAGAGGUGAAGCUCGAGGUGAAGCCCGCCCAGCAGGCAAAUGGUGCCGCUGUACAGAACGGUGCCGAAGCCGGUGCCGAGCAAGGCGAAAUGAGACGCAAGCGAAGCCGGCGUGGAGCUCGCAACGAUAAGAAGAAAUCGGACAAGGACGAUCAGUCGAAGGCGCCCUCGAACCUGACGGCGCGCAAGAAUCUGCGCAAAAAGCGCAGCAAGCUGAUGCGCAUGCUGGAGCAGGCCGAGACGGGCCCAGCGGCCCCGCCCGCUGCAGAUGGGGCACCGGUGCAGACGCCGGAAGAAAUUCGCAAGAAGAUCGAGAUCGUCGAAAACUUGCUGCAGCUGCUGCAGGCCCAAACGCAGGAAGAGCGCAAAAAGAUAGAAAACCUCAAGAAGGCACAGUCGGCGGAACAGCAGGAGGCGGCCGCGAAGAAGGCGGAACAGCCGCCGCAGAAGACGGCGGUGGCGCCCGGUUCGCCCAAGAGCCUGACCACGGAAAAGGCGCGCAAGGAGGCGGAGGCGAAGAAGCUGGCCGGCGAGAAGGCGGAAAUCCAGAACGAGGCGAAGCGGCUGGUGCAGGAAAAGGCACGCAAGGAGCAGGAGAUGAAGAAGCUGAUCGCGGAGAAGGCGAAAAAGGACGCGGAGGCGAAGCAGCUGCUGGAGGAGAAGGCGGCCCGCGAAGCGGAACUGGCCAAGCUGACGCAGGCGCAGGCACGCAUCGACACGGUGGAGCAGAAGAUUAACCAGCUCGACCAGAAGGUGCAGCAGCGAAAGGAGGCGGAGGAGCCGAAGGUGGCGGCCGCGCCAGUGCCGGCGGCUCCUGGUAGUCCAAAACAGAAGAAGGAUCAAGCGCGCACGCGCAAGGAUUCGGAAUCGAGCAAGAAGAAGGAGGCAGAAGAUAAGGCGAAGAAGGACGCGGAAGAGAAGGCCAAGAAGGAGGCGGCUGAGAAGGCGAAGAAGGAAGCGGAAGAGAAGGCCAAGAAGGAGGCGGCUGAAAAGGCCAAGAAGGAAGCGGAGGAAAAGGCCAAGAAGGAUGCGGCUGAAAAGGCCAAGAAGGAGGCGGAAGAGAAGGCCAAGAAGGAGGCGGCUGAAAAGGCCAAGAGGGAAGCGGAAGAGAAGGCUAAGAAGGAGGCGGCUGAAAAGGCAAAGAAGGAAGCGGAGGAGAAGGCCAAGAAGGAGGCGGCUGAAAAGGCGAAGAAGGAGGCAGAAGAGAAGGCCAAGAAGGAGGCGGCUGAAAAGGCGAAGAAGGAAGCGGAAGAGAAGGCUAAGAAGGAGGCGGCUGAAAAGGCCAAGAAGGAGGCCGAAGAGAAGGCAAAGAAGGAGGCGGCUGAAAAGGCCAAGAAGGAAGCGGAGGAGAAGGCCAAGAAGGAGGCGGCUGAAAAGGCGAAGAAGGAAGCGGAAGAAAAGGCAAAGAAGGAGGCGGCUGAAAAGGCAAAGAAGGAGGCCGAGGAGAAGGCAAAGAAGGAGGCGGCUGAAAAGGCAAAGAAGGAGGCAGAAGAGAAGGCCAAGAAGGAGGCGGCUGAAAAGGCGAAAAAAGAAGCAGAGGAGAAGGCAAAGAAGGAGGCUGCAGAAAAGGCCAAGAAGGAGGCGGAAGAAAAGGCAAAGAAGGAAGCGGACGAAAAGGCCAAGAAGGAGGCGGCCGAAAAGGCGAAACAGGAGGCGGCUGAAAAGGCGAAAAAGCAAGCGGAAGAGGAAGCAAAGCGGAAAACGAACGGCGAAGCCGCGAAACAGGCCAACGGAUCGGCAGCGGCUGCCGCCCCAGCGCAGGAAAAACCGGCCACCUCGAAGCAGGACGCCAAAAACAAUAAAAAGAACAACAAACGCACCCCCAAAAACAGUGUGUCGGAGGAUGACAAGAGCACAGCCAAAGCGACCGGUCCAAAAAACGGACCGGGCGGCGAUUUUGCCUCCUCUGCUGAACCCGCCACGGUAGCAAAAUCGCAGGAAAGCCACUCAGCACCAGUCCCCGUCCCGCCGAAGACCGCCGAAGCUGCUCCUGCCUCCCCGAAACCCUCCCCGAAAGCCAACGCCGGCAAUAAACAGGCCGCAGCCGCCGCCCCAGUGAACGGCAAGCAACAGACACCACCGACCAAGACGCCCGAAAAGACGCCCGCCCAGCCAAAGACGGCCGCCCGAUCGUCACCGCCAAAGACCACGGCCAAGGCACCGUCUCCACCGAAAACGGCACCGGCGGCCGCUGCCCGUGCCGCACCCGCCAAACCCAGCACACCACCCGCGUCAAAGAAACCGGAACCGCCGCCCAAGCCCGAAUUUCUCAAGAAGAAGUCACCCUCGGUCGAGAAGGAAAAGGUCGUGAAGGCGGCAGCACCGCAACAGGUCUCUCAGCCCCCUGCAGCGACAGCCACCCCGCCCAGCUCAGCAACACCUGCCACACCUGCCCCUGCCACCACCGUUCCAGCAACUCCUGCCUCAGCACCUGCACCUCAGGCGGCUGCGGCAGCACCUCCCGCCCAGGAAGGUACCGCCGUGUCGGCCCGCCUCACCGAGGAAGCCCUGAACGGGGCGAAGAAACCUGCCACUGCCGGCACUGCCAACAAGCCGAAACCGGCGCAGAAGAAGCCGGACGUGCCGCCGAAGCCGGACGUGCACAGCAAGAGCGCGGCCAAGAUGAAGACCCCGAUCAAGCAGCCGGGCGGCAAGGCCGCCAGCUCCACGGUCGGCGGCGGCAGCGGAGCUAAGUAGAACGGAAGCAUUUAAGAAAAACAUGGACAUUAUAUCGACCAUCGCGGACGUGCUGCUGUCCUGCUCGCGCUCGAA